AUGAUCGCCUCAACGAUCCUCUUCGGCCUCCUCAGCCUGACCGCCGCAUCGCCUGUGUCAACGAGGGCCGGGAAAACCAAGUACCCUGAAACCGAGACCUCCAAGGGCUUCAAGCUCGUCGUCAACGUCACAGAUCCGUCAAGAGACUUCAAACCGUCCAUUCAAAACACUUUUGUCACCAGCAUCCACACUGGCGCCGGCCUGGCUCUUGUCGGCGUCAUCGCGGGGGACGGCCGCAUAUUCUACCAAAAUGGAACCGAGAAGGAGCAGGAGGACAGCCGGGCGACCAUCAUCACCGACGGCGGCACACCUCUGACGCCCUCAGGCCUGAAACUCACCCAGGAUUCCAAGUCGAAGACACUGUCCACAGCCCACCUCGACUUUGGGCUCGGCACCCCCGGCGUUCAGCUUUCCUCGUCCAAGACAUACAGCUUCGUCCUCCCCGAGACGUAUCUCGCUUGCAACGAGAGCCUAGCCUACUACCAGGGCCAGUACUUCAUCACCAUCAAACAGGCCAAGAUCACCAAGCACAAGGAUGGUUCUACAAACCGGAACAUCCCCAAACACUGUAUCCCUGUUCAGUUGGUCCCAGAGUGCGCCGAGCUGGAGAGCUUGCCGAAGGGAUCCUAUUCUAGCCACAAGUAUGCGCUUGAGUCUCAAUGUUACAAGGACGUGUCGAAGAUCAAGUGGUGCGAGUAUAGCCCUUGA
Messenger RNA from Ilyonectria robusta, 708 nucleotides. RefSeq lists its product as uncharacterized. NCBI's taxonomy places the organism in Eukaryota, Fungi, Ascomycota, Sordariomycetes, Hypocreales, Nectriaceae. The transcript has a single exon. Bases 1 to 708 code for a protein of 235 amino acids. The record is from RefSeq and is a predicted model, not a curated record.